Messenger RNA from Haplochromis burtoni (Burton's mouthbrooder), 7412 nucleotides. It is a transcript of the gene cdca2, whose product is annotated as cell division cycle associated 2. The record is from RefSeq and is a predicted model, not a curated record. Gene Ontology annotation, cellular component: nucleus; chromosome. Gene Ontology annotation, biological process: regulation of mitotic nuclear division; regulation of chromosome segregation. Lineage: Eukaryota; Metazoa; Chordata; Actinopteri; Cichliformes; Cichlidae.
AAGUUAGUUAGGCCUCUACACUUUGUCAGUUGUUACCAAUAUUUUUUCUAUAUUUUUUUUAACUGAGUCAUUUUUAUUCAUAUUUUAAAUUUCCCAGCAAUAUACUUAAAAAUAAAAUAUAUAACUGCAGUCACGAACGUUGCUGACAAUUUCGCGGAGGGAUCUAUACGCGGUCUCUGGCUCUGGUGUGGAGGGGGAUUUGAAUCGCCUUCUGCUCUUUCUUUAAAAGUCUUUUUAUAUUGUUAUAAACGUCCGUUAAGACAGUUGUGUUCUUUUUAUAACAUAAAAGACCCGAGUGUUCUUUUAUAUAUUUUUUAACGAGAGACAACCAAAGUAUCUAAAUCCACAAGAUGGCUACAGCAGAGAUCAGCACUGUCUCCUGUGAGGGUGAUCAGGAGGGAGCUGUGUCGCCUCCCUCAGUAGAGGACACCCCCUCAGUUUUAAAUCAAACCUCAGCCCCCCUGAAUUUUUCUGAGCUCACCCCAAGUCAGUUUGGCAUCUCUGUGCAGAGUUUUACCCCAGCAGCAUCAUCAAAUCGCAAAGAUAAGUCUCGUCUAGCACAGCUGAAAGCCAGGCGGAGGUCCAGUGUUGGCGUCCGGGGGUCCCCAGAGACAAAUUCUCUAAUCUGCUUCAUGGCACAACAGAAGAGGAAGACUCCACCGGCAUCCCAAACUCCAGAGCUUGUCAGAAGUAGCCCCUUCCUUCCCCGGGUCGCCUCCACGCUGAGGCAGAAGAUGGCUUCCUUCCAGAGCCUGAUGGAUGUGGAGGAGAAUGAUGCCUGUGAUCCGGUGCCAGCGCAGGACAGCAACACUGGAGGAUGCAUCAAGACAAGAGAUUAUCUGUCUGGAGAGGAAGAGUCCAACGGGACACCCACAACGAUGACAAAGAAGAAGAAACGUGUGCGUUUUGGAGGUCCCCUCUCUCCUGAGUUUUUCGAUAAGAACCUGCCUCCGAGCACCCCAUUACAAAAGGGAGGCACACCGGCCCGACCACAAACUCCCGGUGGGAGCUUACAGCUUCGUUCAGUGCUGAAGACACCGCAGAGUGAAUCCAAGACACCCAAAUGUCGGCCCGACUUCAGCAGCCCGACUGCGUUUGGUGCUUCUCCUACACUCACAAUGCCUUGCAAGUCCAGAAUGCACUCUGAGGGAGACGAAGAGGAGGUAAAGAUUGUUUUCCCUUCGGUGGAGGAGAUUGGCUCUGCUGUGGCGAGUGAUACAGAAUGGGCGUGGGAUGCCCAGCCAUUGAAUUUAAACAGUGCCUUCUACGAGGAGUCUCUCUCUCAGCUUCUGACAGAGUCUGACACCAACCCCAGCACAACCUCCCAGAUGGAUGACCAGUCUGAGCCUGACUCCCUGCCAGAGAAGGAGAAGCAACCAGACGCUGGAGUUGGAGGUCCAACUGCAGCCCGAUCCAGCAACAGAAGGAGAAAGUCAGCACCAAAACAAGGACUUGGAAGCGAACCUCAAGCUUGCUCCAGCAGCCGAAAGAGGAAGCUGCCAGAAGAGAGUGAACCUGUGAAGAGGUCGGCACGGUCUGCUGCCAAGUUGGCCUCUGGGAAGAUGAAGAUGACCUCCAGCACAACGCGUCGAUGGAACAAGGACGUAGACCGCUCGCUGUACGGCUCGCGUGAAUAUGCCUCAAAGAACCCCGCCCUGAGUCCCAUCACCGAGAGGCUGUCCUUCAUCAGUCAGUCUCCAACAGCACAGGAGACUCCUUCAAUCAGCUGUAUGGCUCCAGAUCAGGAAACCCAGCUGAAUCCUGAGGUAACUAAUGAAACUCAAGUGAUACACGACCUCGCUGUGACAAAUGCCUCAGAAACCACUGUAGAAGAUUCUGUCACAUGCUUGAGUGAAAAAAGUGCCGCCGGGCAGGACAGCAGGCUGUUGGGGGUGAGGGCCAGAGGAAGACGACUGAAGAAAAGGAAGGUCAGUGUCGCUGACAGUGACCUGACCAGAGGAGAGACAGAGCAGCAGCUCUAUGAAGAGCAAACCACUACAAGCCUUGAGCUAUCAACGAGAACCCCUUCUGUACAUGAAGAGAGACAAGAAGACACUGUGGAACUUUGUGCCCAGACCUCUGCAGAUACACCCUGCACAGAGUCAGAAUAUCACGUGAGUGCACAUGUACCUACUUCAGACUGCCUGAACAGCACAGAGCCAGCACACGGGAAAGCCAAGCAUGGCAGGAGGAGCUCUGUAAGCAGCUCAGUGACAGCGGAGCAGGAGAACUAUGUAAAGAAGCACCAAACCAGCUGUGAAGAGGAGGAGGAAAGACAGGGAGACCGAGCAGCAAGCUCACAGGAAAACAUCCAGUCAAGCUCUGAUAGCCAGGAAGAGGGGGAAACGGCUCAUGUGGACCUUGCUCCCUGGCAAGCUGACUUUAAUUUUGAGGAUGUGUUUAAACCAGUUUGCACUAGAGGGCAGCGCUCAGUGCGGCGCAGCCUGAGAAACCAGAGCAACGCUGAGAACAGCAGCAGUGCAGGGCUCACCUGGCUGCCUCGUACCUCUCCCGAGUCCAGCAAAGAGACCCGCAGGAGGACCCGGGGCCGUCGGCUCAGUGCUGCUCUGCCCAGCCAACCGUCACUCCCUGAGGAGGCAGGAGAUGCCUCCUGAGAUCAUUUACCUAACUUAAUGAACUGAGACAACUAAAACAUUGAUUUUUUUUUUUUCUUUCUUUUGUUUCUUUCUCUGUGAAUUAUUAGAGAUGACCAGCAAUUUGUGAGUGGUUUCCCUCCAGUAACUAAGCUAGUCAAUAUGCUGAGAGCUCAAUCAUCUCUGCUGACCACCUAAUCAAUAUCGUGGCACUCGGCUGGUAAUCACAGUGCAUCUUCAGUCUGCCUCUACAAAGUCACUGGAUCAGGAAAUGAAGUCAAUAUCUGCUCCUGAGGCUGGAUGAAGAUUGCUGUGUCGCAUUCACCAAAUGUGUCAGCCAAAGGCAGGCGGGCUUUACACAGAGAACUUAAAUGAAUGUGCUCAAGUAAUUCUGCUUAAUUGUGAUUGGUGGUGGUUGUUGUUGUUGUUUGUUUUUUAAUAAUCUAAACAGUUGUGGUUAUUGAAAAGCAGAUGCUUGUAAGGUACAGUUUGAACCUUACAAGCAUCUGCUUCUAACUAAAUAUAUUGCCUCCAUGUAAAGAUGGCACAUUAGAACAAACUGUGUUCAUUUAAAAGGAUGCUUUAGAUUCAUUUAGAGCAAAUUAAUCCAGAUAAUAAAGCAGCCGCUUGUCUCCACAAACGUGACGUUCCAGCUGUGUGUGGUCACUCGAGUUCAAGUGCAGCAGCUUUCCCUUUAGCAUAAACCGUCCUGUUCUGUAUUUUAAACAUGACCAAAUGCCUGAAAGUAAAUUGACCUCUAACCUCCACCCAAGUUCCAGCGGUUAUUGAUUUUUAAAAUCUGUUGCUCAGUACCGGCUCCAUCCAUCUGUCACAGAGGGCAGUAACAAAUUGAGUUUCAGAUUCAGUUCACAUAGGAAAAUUGGCUCGCAGAAUGAUGCAUGACUGUAAUCUAUCCAUCACUGAGUAAUUGACUGCCUCCUUUUACAUCGAGUCAGUCACUUGGCUGAAGGACGACAGAGGUUUUUGGCCCCACUAGUGAUCUGCCAAGGCCUUUUUCUGCUCUCUAUUCCCACCGGAAGACAGAUGGACAAAAUCAUAAACCCACUAAUGUGAUGUUGUGUGGCUGCAGUGGGGCCACACUGCCAUCUGGUGGCACUCUUGCAGAAUUGCUGCUUAUUGAUGUGCCGCUCCUGGGAGGGUGCGUCAGGAAAUGAUGCUACUGUCAAGAGUGGGAAUAAUAUAAAUGUGUGGAAGUUCAACUUUAUGGAUGGCUGCUACUGCUUGGAGAGAGAACAAACACACAGACUAGGCUCGUGUGUGUGUGUGUGCGUUUUUCUGCUCGACUGUGACACUGUGUGUUUGUCUGCUCUUGUCUCUUUUAAAACUUGUAUCAUCUUUGUAAAUGUGCAGUUUAUAGAGUUGAAGCCAAACUGCUGCACCUCUAUAAUAUGAGUGGGUGUUGGGUGUGUUGUCUGUGAGAGAGAGCCCGGGAGUGUGUGUGUACGUGAAGGGUGUGAAGCCCCUGUCCCUGGCAGACGGGCAUACUGAAGGCGGCUUAACACAAGAACAAUGGGGUCCUUUGACCAAAACGACACCCCCAAGACAUGUGGCCUCCUGUCACCGUGGCAACCCCCCAUGGGACAGAGCAGGAUGACAGCUGGAGAGGAGGACUUACAAAAAUGGAGUCCAUUUCUUUCCACUGAAGCUCUCCCAGCUCUAUAUCUUUUCCCCUCUUCCCCCGGGCCUCCUCUACACUUUGGCCCUGGUCAAUGCAGGAUACAUCUCAUUUUACAGCUCCGUGUGAUUGACCUUACAGGCUUCACUUGCCACCUACAAAUCCUCCAGAGGGAAAAAUAAAUAAAUUAAGAAUCAGCGCCAACAAUAAAUCAGCUCUUUAUUGGCUCUCAUUACUGUCCGUAAUAAGAGCGCAUUGAGCGUCGCAGACAAAUACGCGGCUGAGCCACAAGAUUUCACACUCGCUCUGCUCUUGAUUUUACGCCUCAUUUUAAAACGGAUGAUCACUUUCUGUACGAGCACAAAGAGACAUAAUCAGUUAUUUGUACUUCCAGAUUUAGAGACCUUGGUCUUUCAAUUAGUUAAUUAGUAACUGAAUGGUAUUAAGUUGUCCCGCUGCCUGUGGCCUUUCUGCGCUCUGUACUGCGAGCCUUCUAUUAUUGAUGUUCAGAGGCACGAUCUGUAAGCCAUACACAGCUCUCCUAUGGAGCUGAAGACAGCAGGAGGAGGGCGACAAAACAAAAGGCAGGACAACAGCAAGAGACCCUCGAGCUACUCUGUUUGGUUUGCUGUCCCAGUGUGUCUGCAUGCUGCGACUGGCUCAAACCUGUUUAAGAAAGCUGCCUCUACACACAGACGAGAGGGCGUAGUAUAGAUUCUUCAUGCCUAAUCUAGGAAUCCAAUACUGGGAACAUACUAGGACAUCGUAAUCGGUCAUUUAGUGCGGCUACUUUAAAGCAGCCUUGGAUUAAAGUUGGGCUCAGAAAUUUUAACAGUGGAGCUUUCAAUUUAAUUUCCCUUUUAGUCUUAAGACUAGGGUUAAUCCAUGUGUGGGAACGUGUCUGCACAAUUACAGCUGUGACUAACAAUUGGGUAAUCUGUCUCAUCCCCCCCAAAAGUGUCCAUAAUCAUAAAGAGAGCGUUUACUUUUUUCAUAAUUCCUGUUUCCAUAAUGGUUGAUCCAACGUUAUGGACAGCUAUUUUUAAUGCAAAUAUACAUUUGUAGUGUUCAUAUUUACAGAAAGCAGGGAAAGAAACAUUAAAACUAUUUUUCCAUUAAGAUGCCAAAUGCAUUUCUUUAUUUUCAUUCCUGAACAGAAACAUUAGUUGUUGAAUGUUAUGCUUGAUUCAUUUCUGACUUCUAAGAGAAGUCCAUAGUGUUUUUUUUCUGGUAUAAAAAAUGUGAUUUAAGUCAUUUUUAGUUUUAAUGUUUUUGACAGAUUUCUCAAAUAGUUUUGUUUUCUUGUUUUUAUGACAAGUGGUCUAAUAAAUCAGUUAGGCACAUAUAUACACAUGCAUAUAGUGCUUUUCUACUCUAAUCUGGUUAGAAACACAGCUAAGCUGCAAGAGUUGCUAAUCCUUAAUCUUUCUCAAAUUGGAGAAGCUCGCAACUUCCUGCAGUCUACUCUGGCUGCCCAGCCAAGCUGGCCACAGCCUCGGGCAGAGAGGUAGUAACCAAUGCGUAAUAGCCAAUAUAAAUGGGGUGCAGGUGUGCAUUUUAGUACCGGUUAAGUUAAUUAAAAAGAAUCUUUGCACAUGUGAAUGCUUGGGGGAAAAAAACGCUCAAAUCUACAAACAACAUCAGCAAUGUUAUCUGUGUCGUUCUAACUGUUUGUAGUCGAGUCUGAUGUCUUUAUUUUCUUCCAGAAGCCUGCUGUGUGUUAGGGGUGUGAUGGGGAAUACCCAAUUAGACAGCAAACGUGGGUGCCCGUGUCAUUGUUUCCAAACAUGUGUUUCUAUUCAUUCACACUAAAAUGCAGUAAAUUCUCCUGUAGUGCUUCUCACACACUGGAGUUGUCUGGAUGUUAGGCAUGAAUGUAGGAAAGAUCUGAGUUCUAAAAGAAAUAUGCACGGCCCUGUGGAGGUCUUUCACAUAGAUGAGAGACGGGGAGAGCACCCCAGCAGUCAGGUCACUCACAUGCAUGACAGCCCACUAAGUUUGUCUAAAGGCACCUGAACAACUCGGACCAUGAGAAAGCUCUAUUGGAACAGAUGUGAGUGGUAAUGCACGUGUAAGCAAAGCUGUGUAACUAGUUAAAGAUUCAAAACUACACGCAAUGAAACGGCGAGCAAGGGAAGAGUACCAAAGCAGCAUUAGAGAGGUUGCCGUUGUGCCAGGAGAAAUUAAAGGAGAGGAAGUAAACGAUGCGUCCAGCAUUAUGUGUGUUGACGAAACAGAGCUCUGCCGUCGCAUACCUGCGCAAAUCCUGACUGUGUCUGAACUCGAUUUAUUCUCGAGUGCUACAAACGAGAAAAACCCCGGGUGUUCAGAUGAAGAACAGAGGCGCUCACUCGAAUGUUAAUUCUUCAAACGCGCUUUAAAAAAAAUCUAACAGGCUCCAUUUGAUUGAUGUUUGAUGAUCUUUGUGUUGUAAUCAGAAAGAUUUCAUCAUCUUGUAGGGAAGAUGAUUAAGUUCAUUUUUCACCUCAAAAUUCUACACACAAUACCUCAUGAUGACAAGGUGAAAAGUUCUUGUAAGUUUAUUAAACAAAACUACAAUAUUUCCAUUGAUCAUCUAUCAGAUGCUUCUGCUAUUUAAAUGAAGUCCACCUGUGGUAAAUUCAGUUGACUGGAUGUGAGCCCAAUAAGCACACAACUGUCUACAUAAGGGCCCAUCGUUAACGGUGCAUGUCAGAGCACAAACCAAGCUGUGAAGUCCAAGGAACUGUCUGUAGACCUAUGAGACAGGAUUGUAUCAAGGCACGGAUUUGAGGAAGGGUACAGGAAAAGUUUCUGCAUAAUUGAGGGUCCCAGUGAGCACAGUGGUCUCCAUCAUCUGCAAAUAGAAGAGGUUUGAAGCCACCAGGACUCUUCUUAAAGUCUCUAGACUCUUCUGAGCUAACGGGGUAGAGUGGGCUUAAUCGAGAUGCUUGGCCUGAAUGCCAAGCGUCGGAUCUGCGGGAAACGAGGCAUCGCUCAUCUCCUGGCCUGCUACAAUGAAGCAUGGUGGGAUGCAGGGACUGAGAGACUAGUCAGGGUCAAGGGAAAGAUGAAUGCAGCAGAGACAUCCUUAAUGAUAACCUGCCCUAGAGCACUAUGGACCCCUUACUUGAACAGGAACCUGAACAUCUCUGGAAAGUUCCAUGGGUUCCACAACUCACGACAACACUUACAUCAUUAGU